Molecule: messenger RNA, 4955 nt
Organism: Ceratina calcarata
Lineage: Eukaryota; Metazoa; Arthropoda; Insecta; Hymenoptera; Apidae
Product: serine/threonine-protein kinase 11-interacting protein
Exons: 16
Coding region: 265-3963 (1232 amino acids)
Cellular component (GO): cytoplasm
Molecular function (GO): protein binding
Source: RefSeq, a predicted model, not a curated record
UUUAACGAACACGUACACGCAGUGAUCUCUAAGUAUAUACUCAUCGUUGACACAAAGUGGGUCACGAAAACAUUACAAUUCUAUUCUGUAACAGACGAUGGAGUUGUCUUUAAAAUUUUGUGCAACGGAAUAAACCGUCAGUAUUAAGGUAUUAAGCCGACAGCCGAGUAAGACAAUCGCGAGGAAUUACGAUUGAUAUGAAAGUUGAGAUACGUUCUUGAGGUCUUUUACAUGAAUCACAGUUGGUACUAGAGAGAAAGAAAAAUGAACAACUUUCACGACGAUAUAGACAUGAAAGAGAUACUGCAGCUUGGAAAGCUUUUGCGUGAGAACGGAGAUAAAAUAUUAAAUUCGUCGAGCAAGCUCUCUUUGUCGACCACGCUGCUGCAUAAUUUAAACAUGGCCUUCUCGUUGAUUGUGGAUCAGUACGACGAUUUGGAAGCUUCGUUUCAAGUGUGCAACAGUUCAAAGAUCGAUGUAUUUCGCCACCUAAAGUUUUUACACGACUUUGUACAAAAGACUCGUGGAUUGAAAGUGACUUGUUGCCCGAACAAUCCCAACGUGCCUGUUGACAUUACUAAAUUCAGGCAUUUGAAGUAUCUUGAAUUGAAGAAGAUCAAUAUUGAUUCUGUGCGAGGACUACAGGGUGUCAGGGGUCAGCUCGAGAGCGUCGUUUGUGCUGGCAGAAGAGGGGUCUCUAAUGUGAAACAGCUGUUGGUCAGCUGCGGCGGAGACGCUGGAAUCGGAUUCGUAUGGGGCUCUUUGAAACAUUUGGCGUUGCCGCACAACGCCCUGGAAAAAUUGGACGCAUCCCUGGAACUAGCGCCUUGGCUACAAGCGAUAGAUCUGAGUCACAACUUGCUAACGUCCGCAGAGGAGAUAUUCUGCUUGCCUAACGUGAAAUACGUGAAUCUUGGAUACAACAGACUCGAGAUGAUAUCUGUAUCCAACAAGGCAGCGUCACACACUCUACGAGUAUUGGUAUUGAAGAAUAAUUACAUGGAAAAUUUAAAUGGUCUGCAAAAUUUAGAGUGUUUGACAGAGUUGGACUUGUCUUACAACUGUUUAACGGAGCAUUCGGUGUUGUGGCCUUUGGAGAACAUGUCGACUCUGUUAUGGGUGUGCUUGGAAGGCAACCCGUUGGCGUAUCACCCGCUGCAUCGAUCGAAAUCGAUGAAAUACUUGCAUCCAAUUUUGGCCGACAGCGAGUUUGUUUUAGAUCAUUUGCCACUUUCGAGGACCGAGAAGCAAGCCGUUAAGGAGAAUCGACAAUUCACAAUUAGAUCCGAGCAGUCCGCGUCGAGCGAGUUUCUGGCCUCGAUGUCUUCCGUCAAUUCAAACAGUUUAUCCGCGUCUAUCGAUACGACGAACAUCAGCGAUUUCGUAGCGGCCAAGUCGGUAGAGGGGACGAGCAGCAGCAGCAUGGAAAGGAGCUUUUUUAAGAAACGGAAUCGAAUAAAAGAAGCGAUCAUCGCGGAGGACGAACAAGAAAAGAAGGAAUCACAAGUCUCCGCUUCGUAUUCCGGUGCUUCCAAAGACCACUUGGAAGUAAAGAAACAGAUACUGGCGGUGCGAAAGAGGUUCGGGGAGGAGAACUGGCUGAGUAGUCACGCUGGAACUUUUGUUCAAGACAUCAUGGGUUUCGAACCUUCGUCUUGCCCCGCGUUAACACCGGAGUCUACGUUAAGGAAUUUAGACACCGCGGACAGCGUGCAGGACACGCGAGACUCCGCGGUUCUGUCGAUUCAAAACGCACAACGAACCGAGACGAACGAAGACUCGUCGGCAAAGGACGUUAACGAAGUCAGCGACGGUAAAGACGAAGGUAUAGUAUUGGCCGAGGAAGAGAAUAGUCCCGAAGUUCUAUUAUCAGCAAACGACGUGACGAAGUUGCUCCUGAAUGAAUCCGAAUCUGGAUACGACCCGGACGAAGAAACGGGAGAGUUGUAUCUGGUUCAGAAGAAGAAAAACGAAGACGAGAUGGAAGACUUGUUUUUAAUAAUAACAGCGGACGAUAUCAAAGAACGAGAUUCGAUUACUGGGAAACUAAAGUCGAGUUGGUCGACGAGUUCCGUGUUAUCGUGCGUGUUGGGUAGAAGCGAACCAGUAACGGUGGAUAUCAUUUUUGACACGACCCGAGAAAAUCGACAGAAUAGAAGAUAUUACGUGGAGCCGGAUAUCGCAAAGACAAUAGUGGAAGUAAUUGGCGAGAGGAUGAAGAAGAGACCGAUACUGUUGAAAGUAUUUAAAUGCAUGAAGUGCUCGACCCAUUUCUCCGAAGACACCGAGUAUCUUACUUUUGUAGGUUCGUCUGUGUCGACGCGUAUUCUAUUAGAUAUGAAGCAGUUGAAGUGUCCUACAUGUAAGAGCACUCUAGUGGUAGAAACAGACGAGUUAUCCACGAUGGACACGGAACAUGAUGAUUCGGAGCACGCGAUGAGACCUGAGAAUACAGUUAGGCCCCACUUGAAACACUCUGAGUCUUUCUCUAGCAUCGGUGGAACGGAGGGCGGGCCUAUAUCCGUCGCCACUUCUCUGGUGCACUUUGAUUCUCACAUCCAAGCUCAAGUCUGCUGUUCGGCGACGAGCUUGGAAGAAUCCAGGGAAUCUACACCGUCUACGAACGCGUUAAAUAAAAAGUACGAGAGCGACAUAGAAGUGAUCAGCAAUCCGAGUCAGAGCAGCAUCGAGGUUCUAGACGAUGCGUCGAGGACUCAUCUUACGCCGAACGGAAAGCGUUCUUCGGAGGAAAGGCGUACAGCCGUCGCCCCGUCUCUUUUAACGAUACCGGACGCAGCGGCGAUCACGACCGGCUUGACCGAGAGCAGUUCCUCAGGUUCACUAACGGACAGUAUUUGUACAGCUUACGAAAAUAAGGUAGUCAGGCAUCGGGUGAACGCGGAGGACGCAAAGACUUUUAACAGUAACGAUAAAGAGGCAAAACUCACGCCCGUAACGAAUCUGACCUCGAUGCUAGGUGGAUUGCUCCAGAGUAUAAAAAUCGGUAGCAACAAACAGUUGAUGUUGAAAACCGAGAAAGCACCGCGUUUCACGACCAACAACAUUCAGUACUGUUACACAGAUUUCAGCAGUAUAGAUCACAGACUGAAGUUACACAUCGUUUUAAACGUGUUCGAGCACGAGAAGGAGGAACUCAUUCUUCUCCUGAGGGCAGAGAUAUUGAUGCAAAACUCGGAAGACACGUUUCCCGGUUGCCUGAUUUUGUCCACAUCGAAAGUUUACGUUCUCAAGAUCGACGGACCGGAAGGGGAGGAUCCUCAACGCUGGUUACGCAAACAGAUGAGUUGGACGAUAGACAGAUUGAGACGUUUGUCACCGAUACCGUUCAAGCAGGGUGUUCUGGUGGAAUUGGAGCAACCGAACAGGACGGACGAGGAACUCGACUCGGCCAUCACGUUUUUGUGCGUUCUACAAGACUUUCAACGAACGCUCAACUUUUUGUUCUACGUCACCGACUACUUGCUGCCACCGAUUUGCGACCAAGUCGAGCUCACAGUUCCGGAUCAUUAUACCACAGCGAUGCAUCGGUCGUUGAAGAAUAGCAAGAGUUAUCAAGACGGAGACAACGUCAGGCAGCUCGCGUUAUUCUCCUCGGCCUCGUUCAAACAUCAUGAUCUCGAGGUGCAAUUGAAACUGUCUAGUUUGAUAGUGACCGCGUCCGUUUUGGUCAUAUGCAAUGUCCAGUGGCUACUUCCGGGUAGCAAGGAACUCCCGCGGAUAAUAAGGGAGCAAGCAAUGAGUAAUCUGGUCGGGGUGGAGCAGUGUGGUUCUUUGCUGACGUUGAACUUUUUGGACGAAGUAGCGGGACGAGAAGAAUCGUGGGUCUUGGAAUUCGUCUCGGUGAACGCUGCCGACAUAGUCAUCACCUCUGUACGAUCGCCGUGGGAGGAACUGUUUUCGAUACCCUUGCAACACACGGUUCACAAACCGGAGAACGCAUGAAGCGCCGAUGAAUACGUGAAGAAUAUUCUAGUCGACUGAAACGCGUCAGGUAAAUCGUCUAAUACGACUCGUUCAAUUGAUUCUCUCUUAUUUUUCUCUACCUACUUACAAGAUACACUUCGACAUGCGCCAGCAGAUUUUUUUUUAAAGAAAAUUGAUUGAAGACAAAGAUAAAGAGAGAAUCUUAUGAUGUUUGACCAACGAAAUUAUAUGCAAUCAUUACGAUACAGCGAAGGUAUUUCAAUAUUCAACAAAACAAGUUUAUCUGUUCGUUUCGUGCUUGUAACAACUCUUUUCCAUUGUAUCGGACUAUUUAUUUACAACACUAUACAUGUGUAUAUAUACCUGUUUCUUACACGCUUUCUAAUAAUUUCUUGUACCGCUCGAUUCGAUGGGAGGCAAACGUAAUUUGAAAUGGUGCUAUUAACUUUAAGACGUAGCUUAACUCGAAAAGUUUGCUACUAGAAAAAAUUUUUUAUAUCAAUAAUUUAUUAUACAUUUUAAACGAUCGGAUGCAUGGUAGAAUUUUCAUCAUUGACCACCGGAGCUCGUCACAAUAACGAACAAAAUUUGAACACAUCCAUCUGUGAUAAUCAGAGUUUGACCCUCUAUGGGCCGAAUUUUUUUCUUUAAACGUAGAAAAUUUCGAUAUAUAUUAGCAUGUAACCUGAAAGUUACGCGGGCCCAUAUGGGGUUAAUAUAAUAUAUUUAAUGUAAACUUUGAUUUUUGUCAUAUCUAUAUGUAACAUUAUACAUAUAUAUUCUACUAGAAUUACUGUUCGUAACGAAGCGAACGAAACGUGAGGGACAAUUUUAUAUUAGCUCCGUACGAGGCUGUGGAUAUUUCACCGCGAAGGCCGCAGUUAAUUAGACGUUUAUUUACCUAUUGUACGAAUUAUUGCUCGCCAAAUCUAAUUGAAUUCAGCUCGGUGUAUCACGAGAACGAUGAACGUUAUUUGUACAUACGUAUGUAAAUAAAUUGUUACCACGUC